Anarrhichthys ocellatus (wolf-eel) is the source of this 569-nucleotide messenger RNA. RefSeq names its product S-arrestin-like. Gene Ontology annotation, biological process: G protein-coupled receptor internalization; signal transduction. Gene Ontology annotation, cellular component: photoreceptor inner segment; photoreceptor outer segment. Gene Ontology annotation, molecular function: G protein-coupled receptor binding. The record is from RefSeq and is a predicted model, not a curated record. Lineage: Eukaryota; Metazoa; Chordata; Actinopteri; Perciformes; Anarhichadidae. The transcript is spliced from 4 exons. The annotation marks the transcript as partial.
UGUCGCUCUCUGUGUGUGUGUGUGACCUGUCUGUCUCUCUCUCUGUCUGCCUCUCUCUCUGUCUGCAGACUUUCUACCAUGGUGAGCCUGUCAGAGUAAAUGUAGAAAUCACCAACUCGUCCAGCAGGAACAUCAAAGACAUCAGUGUGUCAGUGGAACAAGUGACCAAUAUCGUUCUCUACUCCAAUGACAAAUACGUCAAGUCAGUCGCCAAAGAAGAGACCAAAGACUCGGUCCCCUCUGGAACCAGUCUGAAGAAAGACUACACUCUCUAUCCUCUGCUGGCUCACAACAAGGACCGCAGAGGACUCGCUCUGGACGGACGACUCAAACAUGAAGACACCAACCUGGCUUCAUCCAGCAUAGUGAAGCAGGAGGUGCUGAAGGAGGUUCAGGGGAUGCUGGUCUUCUAUAAGGUCGUGGUGAGGAUGAUUGCUUCUGGGUGAGUCUGAACCGCUCAGCAUGCUGGGAGGUCAGCUGAUAGACUGAUGUUGAAGAUCCUUUGUUACUGACCGAUUACCACUCUGUGAGGAGACAGUGAACCAGAACCAGUAAACCAGAACCAGUGA